CCUUUUAAUUUAGAAAGUAUCUAUCGAUCUCUCACUCAGCUCACAAUGAGUAGUCGGCGAUGAGUAGUCAUUUAUUUUAGUGAUAGUUUUCUAUAUUAUUUAAGUUUAUAGUUAUAAUAACUAGAUGCUUAAUUGAUAACAUUUUCUCUAAUCAUCAAUAUAUACACACAUCUUUUACACAAUGACGUCACACACACAAAAACUCCAUUGAUCAUCAUACAACGAAAGCUUUAAUUAUAUUCAUAAAUAAUUCUUAACCAUCGAAUUCGGAAACGUGCACGAUUUCACGAUACCCCUUCUUCAUUUCUGAAUUGGAUCUCAUAUUUGUCUUGGAAUUGUUAAGGCUUUUACUUCAGCAGUGUGUGUAGAAUCCAGGAACCUGUAACGUAACCAACUUCUAUGGACCUGCCUACUGAUGUACACAUAUCACCUGGUUCUGGGAUGAACAGCAAAUCUUCAGAACCGCCGAUCAUUCCAGUAUCUGGCGAGAAAAGAUACCUGACCCCCCUUUGGGUUUCUGACAAUGAAGAGCCACGUGAGGAACUCCAUCAAUACCAUUCAUUUCAAUGGGAAAACAUGGAAAAGGCGAGGAAUAAUUUAUGUUUAGAAACACCGGUGCGCCCGUUAUUCGGUGACUCGAGAUACCUAACGACACUUUGGGUUUCUAAAAAUGAAGACUCACGGGUUGAAGAACAACAAGUCUUUCCAAUUGCUGACUCUUCUCUUUCCACAAUAUCCAGUUUCGACCGGAAAGCCAAAAAUGAUCAGCUGAAGUUACAAGAUAAGAUUAAAUCUGCACUAAAACGCUUAACUUUCCGCGAGCAACGUGUUCUUGUUCAGUUUUGGUCGCCUCGUGUCACUGAUAAGCACCUAUUGUUACUUACAACCAUAGAUCAACCUUUUGGUCUUGGGGUAAUUGAUGAUCAAGGACUUGUUUCGUUUAGGAAGUACUCUGAGUGCAACCCUUUCCUUGUGGAUAAAGAUCAUCAAGAAGAAGACUGUAGUCCUCCUGCCCGCGUGUUUAGGCGAGGAUUGCCAGAGUGGGCUUCUGACAUACUAACUAAUUACAGCCCCAAACAUUUUCCACUACAAGAUUGUGCUAUUAGUUGCAAUCUCCAUGGGUAUUUGGCUUUACCUGUCUUUGAUUCUACUACAAGGUUGUGUGUCGGUGUCCUUGAACUCCUGAUGUCUUCUAAGAAUACGAGUUUUGCUUAUGAGGUUCAACAACUCCACUUGGAGCUGAAGAAAGAAAAGCUGACAAGCCCAAGAACAUUCAGUUUUCCUUUUCCAAUAGCUUCCGAAGCAUGGAAAAACUAUAGCGAUAUAAAUUAUAAGAUAUUCAAGGCUUUGCAAAUUGUGUGUAGCACCCACAGUUUGCCUUUUGCUCAGACAUGGGCUGCAUCUCCUUCCACUAGUUUGGUUUCUCAUGAUCAAGUUAUAGGGAAAAGCUGCAAUAGUUUCCACGCUCGAUGCAUUGGGAAACUCUGCUUGUCCACAGCAGAUCUACCAUAUCAUUGGCAACAUCCGGGCAUGAGGUCUUUCAGGAAAGCAAAUAGAGAGCAACACCUAGAAAGUCCCCGGGGAGUUGUUGGUAGGGUGUUUUCAACACAUGCUCCAUGUUAUUGUGUAGAUGUAACCAAACUCGGUGAACAAGAGUACCCUUUAGUUUACUAUGCACGUAUGAGCAAGUUAACUGGCUGCUUUGCAAUAUUUUUGCAGAGUGAUGAUAGCAAUCACCAGUAUGUGCUAGAAUUUUUUCUACCAGAGCACAUUAAAGAUAUCAGAUACUUAUCUAGCAUGAUGGGAACAUUAAAGGAGAAUAUGGAAGUUUCUGGAUUUGAGCUGGGUGACAAGUCAUCUAUUCAAGUUGUUGGACCACAUAUAGAUCUGUAUAUACACGAAGAACCUGAUAUUAUUCAAACAUCAUCGAACGAGAUUGGUGACAGCUUCUCUUGUAUAGAUUCGUCAUGUUCAGAGCAGAGUGUGACCUCUAUUGCUGGAAAUGACUCUGCUAAUGUUGUGUCUCCCACACAAAUUUGUAAGGAGAACACAUGUACCAAGUUUACUGAUGAUGUAGAAAAGAGCAAACUUAAAGAAGAUAGAAAGCGGAAGAGGUACUCGGAUAUACCAGUUACUCGGGAGGUGACAGUGAAAGCAACUUUUGAUGAAAUUAAGGAAGAGUUUCAGUUUUGUUUUCCAUCUGAACUGUCAAACUUGAAAAACGAAGUGGCAAAAAGGUUCAAUCUUAAGGGGAACACAAUUAGUCUAAAAUACUACGAUGAAGACAAUGAUCUGAUUCUCAUAUGUGUUUCAGAAGACGUGGAGUUUGCUUUGAGUGCUUCAGGAAGUAAUGACACUAUCAGUUUAAUUGUAAAGAUUAAUUGUGAAGAUCAAGGUGGCUCCUUAUGAGAGAACCUCACCCAUCAAAGGCUUUUUACUUUCAGGAGUUACUCACAUAUUCACAAGCAAUUAGGAGUUAACUGAGUAGGUCACUGGGUCAGGUGAUACCGUGAUAGGUAACUUUCGUUCUUUACUUCUGAUAUCUUUAAUCUGCUCUCCAGCCUUUUUGAGUAAAGGAUCAUACUGAGGUGUCUUCUUGUCUUUGAUCAGCUUAAAGAUCUCUAUCCAUUCAGUUGGCCCAAGUGUAGUAGGUUUGGCAUUUUAAAAAUUGUACAGCUUGGGCACACAUUUUCUUUGUAGGCUUAAGUUCAUACCUUGCUGAGUGAUAUUGAAUAUUGAAUCGGGCUAACUCG
Messenger RNA from Erigeron canadensis, 2753 nucleotides. RefSeq names its product protein NLP7-like. Gene Ontology annotation, molecular function: DNA-binding transcription factor activity; protein binding. The record is from RefSeq and is a predicted model, not a curated record. The transcript has 8 exons. The coding region runs from base 400 to 2409 and encodes 669 amino acids. Lineage: Eukaryota; Viridiplantae; Streptophyta; Magnoliopsida; Asterales; Asteraceae.